This is a messenger RNA of Pseudoliparis swirei, 2503 nucleotides long. It is a transcript of the gene zdhhc12b, whose product is annotated as zinc finger DHHC-type palmitoyltransferase 12b. NCBI's taxonomy places the organism in Eukaryota, Metazoa, Chordata, Actinopteri, Perciformes, Liparidae. Gene Ontology annotation, molecular function: protein-cysteine S-palmitoyltransferase activity. The record is from RefSeq and is a predicted model, not a curated record. Bases 595 to 1365 code for a protein of 256 amino acids. Gene Ontology annotation, cellular component: endoplasmic reticulum; Golgi apparatus. The transcript has 5 exons. Gene Ontology annotation, biological process: peptidyl-L-cysteine S-palmitoylation; protein targeting to membrane.
UCAAGAAUGUGUUCGGCUCCGGGUUCCUGGUCCGGACCGCUCAUGUGGUUCUGACAUGGGUCACCACGUUGAUCCUCUUCCUCCAUGACACAGGUGAGUCUGUUACUCCUCUUCCUCCAUGACACAGGUGAGUCUGUUACUCCUCUUCCUCCAUGACACAGGUGAGUCUGUUACUCCUCUUCCUCCAUGACACAGGUGAGUCUGUUACUCCUCUUCCUCCAUGACACAGGUGAGUCUGUUACUCCUCUUCCUCCAUGACACAGGUGAGUCUGUUACUCCUCUUCCUCCAUCACACAGGUGAGUCUGUUACUCCUCUUCCUCCAUGACACAGGUGAGUCUGUUACUCCUCUUCCUCCAUCACACAGGUGAGUCUGUUACUCCUCUUCCUCCAUGACACAGGUGAGUCUGUUACUCCUCUUCCUCCAUGACACAGGUGAGUCUGUUACUCCUCUUCCUCCAUCACACAGGUGAGUCUGUUACUCCUCUUCCUCCAUGACACAGGUGAGUCUGUUACUCCUCUUCCUCCAUCACACAGGUGAGUCUGUUACUCCUCUUCCUCCAUGACACAGGUGAGUCUGUUACUCCUCUUCCUCCAUGACACAGGUGAGUCUGUUACUCCUCUUCCUCCAUGACACAGUGCUGAGGAAGCAGGAGCAGUCGGGUCAGCUGGUCCAGCCCGUGCUCUUCGUGCUGCUGGUUCUGGUGUCGGUGCUGCUCUACUUCUCCGUGUCUCUGAUGGACCCGGGCUUCAUCCUGUGUGACACCGGGGACCUGCAGUUCACUCUAGGAGUCACAGAGGACCAUCAGGACCUGAUCCAGGACCUGAUCCCACCCAGCACCAAGCCCCUGAGGCAGCGGCGCUGUGGCCACUGCCUGCUGCAGCAGCCAAUGAGGUCGAAGCACUGCCAGACGUGUCGGCACUGCGUGCGGCGCUACGACCACCACUGCCCCUGGAUCGAGAACUGCGUGGGCGAGAGGAACCACCGCUGGUUCCUGUUGUACUUGGCGGUCCAGCUGCUGGUGCUGCUGUGGGGGCUGCACAUCGCCUGGACCGGCUUGGGCUCCGCCCCCGGCUGGGCGCCGUGGCUGCGGGCCAUCGGCGUGCUGCUGGCCGUGCUGCUGCUGCUGCUGCUGCUGGCGCUGGUGGUGCUGCUGCUGCUGGGCUCCCACCUGUACCUGGUGUCCCUCAACACCACCACCUGGGAGUUCAUGGCCCACCACCGCAUCUCCUACCUGAAGCACUGCGGCGCCGACGAGAACCCCUUCGACCGCGGCAGCGUCCACAACCUGUGGGGCUUCUUCUGCGUGUGGGGCACCGUGGUCUGGGAGCAGGUCUACUUCAGGGAGGGCAGCAACCCGGUCUAGGGUCUAGGAUCCAGGGUCUAGGGUCCAGGGUCUAGGGUCCAGGACUCCAUGACAGACACAGAAGCAGCCUCUCGGGAUCAGACUCAGGGAGGGCGGAGCCUCACCUCCUGUUCCUCAGCAGGGGGCCAGCUCAGACCUUCAGGAGCGUCUCCAGUCUGAUGAAGCUGGGGGGCUCACCUGACCCUCUUCUGACCCUCACCUGACCCUCUUCUGACCCUCACCUGACCCUCACCUACGCACUCAGUUCACUUUAUUUUCUAGAGCCCAGAAUCACAAACUCCCCUCAGAGCUUUACCGUCUCUACACAGACGACAUCCCUGACCUUUGACCUCACAUCGGAUCAGGAACAACUCCAUCAGCAGGGCCAAAGAGGCCGGACCAAUAAGGCAGGAGGCACAGAAAAAGAGGCGGGGCCAAAGAGGCAGGAGGCACAGAAAAAGAGGCAGGGCCAUUGGGAAGGAGGCCAGGUCUAGACCAGAGGCUGGAAGCAGAACCCAGGACCAGGACCAGCAGGCCCAAUGGACCCUCUGAGAGGUGAAGUCACAAAGACUUGUUCACAAAGAGUUAAUAAUGUGUGAUGGAGAGAUGUAGAUGUAAGGAGAGAGGAGAGGAGCUCAGUGUAUCCUCAGCGUCCUUGAGGAGAGGAGAGAGGAGCUCAGUGUAUCCUAAACGUCCAUAAGGAGAGAGGAGAGAGAAGCUCAGUGUAUCCUAAGCGUCCAUAAGGAGAGAGGAGAGAGGAGCUCAGUGUAUCCUAAGCGUCCAUAAGGAGAGAGGAGAGAGGAGCUCAGUGUAUCCUAAGCGUCCAUAAGGAGAGAGGAGAGGAGCUCAGUGUAUCCUAAGCGUCCAUCAGGAGAGAGGAGAGAGGAGCUCAGUGUAUCCUAAGCGUCCAUAAGGAGAGAGGAGAGGAGCUCAGUGUAUCCUAAGCGUCCAUAAGGAGAGAGGAGCUCAGUGUAUCCUAAGCGUCCAUAAGGAGAGAGGAGCUCAGUGUCUCCUAAGCGUCCAUAAGGAGAGAGGAGAGGAGCUCAGUGUAUCCUAAGCGUCCCUAAGGAGAGAGGAGCUCAGUGUAUCCUAAGCGUCCUUAAGGAGAGAGGAGCUCAGUGUAUCCUAAGCGUCCAUAAGGAGAGAGAGGAGCUCAGUG